Molecule: messenger RNA, 1527 nt
Organism: Pseudomassariella vexata
Lineage: Eukaryota; Fungi; Ascomycota; Sordariomycetes; Amphisphaeriales; Pseudomassariaceae
Exons: 3
Coding region: 404-1312 (302 amino acids)
Biological process (GO): endoplasmic reticulum to Golgi vesicle-mediated transport
Cellular component (GO): membrane; trans-Golgi network
Source: RefSeq, a predicted model, not a curated record
CGGGUUCCUGUAUUUACGGUAAGUUAGUGGUCGGAGCAAUUUCAAGCAUGAUUGCGAGGUCCAAGUCGUACCUGCCUGUGGCUCACGGUAGCAAGCCACACCCACCGGCAGGAGCUCUAGAGCUCAAAGCUUGGACCACACUGCAGCAAGCUUCCCAGUCCAGCCAAUCGAACCAGUCGAGGAAACCGCAACGUGGAAACAAGAAGUUACGUCUGCCUGUCGGGUCGUUACAAUCGCUACAGACGUGUUGUCAGUUAGCCGUUUCAUACCCACUGCGAUCCCGCAAGAACCGGCUCAUUCUUCCUUCCAACGGUCGAAUUGAGGAGAGAACCGAUCGCGCUGCAUAGAAAUCUAGACUAGAACCUGACUACGACACUAGCUCCUGCUAUCCCCGUCAUCGAUCAUGGCCUCGUCAUCCAGCCACCAAUACAGUGCUCCCCAAGUAGAGGACGACGACGACCUCAUUGACCCUGAUGAUGCGGACCUCAAUGACUUCAACGACCCCCUCUCCCGCAACGACUCCCAGCGCCAACCGCUAACAGGCAACAUCGGCUCGACCUCAUCCUCCUCAGCCGCGCCACUAAACGAGAACUACCUGACCUCCCGUAUCCCGGGCGAGGACCGCCGCGCCCCCCAAAACACCAUCGACGAGACGGUCUGGGAGACGUUGCGCCGUGACCUUAUCGCCGUCUGGUCCAAGAUGCGCGAGGUCCUCUACCCUAAGUACCUGUUCGGGGGCACCAUGUUUGAGAGCAACGAGGGGCUGCGGGGAGCCUAUGCCAAUCUCAGAGGGGCGGGGUUCUCGGGCGCGCGAGAGGAGCUUGCUGGGCUCGCGGGCAGAGUCAUGGAUCCCGAGGCGCUGCUCGGGCAUAAUGAUAUGAGUCCCGGCCUGAGGGACUGGGAUAUGUGGGGCCCGCUUAUCUUUUGUCUGCUGCUGAGUUUGUUGUUGAGCUUCCGGGCCAAGGACGAUCAGAAGGAUGUCGUGUUUAGUGGGGUGUUUGCGAUGGUUUGGAUUGGCGAGGCUGUUGUUACCCUGCAGAUCAAGCUGUUGGGUGGAAACAUCUCGUUUGCGCAAAGCGUAUGCAUCAUCGGCUACACGCUGUUCCCGCUCGUCAUCGCGGCCAUGCUUUCGGCUAUCGGCAUAGGGCCCGUUCCCCGAGUGCCAAUCUACAUUCUGCUGGUCGCUUGGUCGCUGGCGGCGGGUGUGAGCAUUCUCGGAGGAAGUGGCGUCGUCAAGAACAGAGUCGGAAUAGCGGUCUAUCCUCUAUUUGUAUUCUACGUCGGCUUGGGCUGUCUAUGCUUCAUCAGCUAGAUGAGUUCAGCUGUGGCAACCAAACCAGAAAGAUUGGAGCCCGACAGGCGGGGCAGCGCCGCAAAGCACAAGCGGCGCAGAAACCUUUCACAUUGAUGCGUGUAUUUCUAGCUAUCCCCCAGUGUAUCAUCAGGAGGCGGCAAACAUGAUUUGAUUUGAGAUUACCGCGGCAUGGAGUGUUGCCUCGGGCAAGAUGGGCAAGCGCCAGCGGUUGG